Messenger RNA from Leguminivora glycinivorella, 2638 nucleotides. Its product is annotated as putative ATPase N2B. NCBI's taxonomy places the organism in Eukaryota, Metazoa, Arthropoda, Insecta, Lepidoptera, Tortricidae. Gene Ontology annotation, molecular function: ATP binding; ATP hydrolysis activity. Gene Ontology annotation, cellular component: mitochondrion; cytoplasm. The record is from RefSeq and is a predicted model, not a curated record. The transcript is spliced from 7 exons. The coding region runs from base 230 to 1621 and encodes 463 amino acids.
UUUCUUGGCGUGUCCAUUCGAUUUUAUAAAUUAAAAACGAGAAUAAAACAUGCUCUUAGGUUCAUUUUAAGUAUCUAAUAAAUUUCGUGAUUGAAUAUAGCAAUGAAAUUAUAUUUUAUUAGUUGUUUUGUGUGAUCACAAUGUCAUGGUCGUGCACGGUGAUUCAGCUAUGCAAUAAAUUCCACAACUUAUAUAAUGUGAUAGAGAUUUCCGCAUACUGGUCGAGCAGAUGACGAUGGCCAUGUUCAAGAGUCAGUCUAUUUUAGUUUCUAUUAUAAAGAAGAACUGGAAGCACUGUAGUCAAUGCGCGAGGUUGUCGACAGAGGCUCAGGCACAAAUAGCAAAUGGAGAAGGCCCCUGGAGUGCGUACGAGGCCCGAGUCGCCAGUGGGUCACUAAGUAAAGAUGAACACCAGGAAACCGUGGUGCGACAUUUACAGCAACUCUACCAAGAUGUUACCACCUUCCAAAGACCUUCACUACAAACACAAACAUCCCUAUUCAGCUUCUUCAGAAAGAAGGAACCAAACAAAAUAAUUGCACCUCAAGGCCUGUAUAUAUACGGAAGUGUCGGUGGCGGCAAGACCAUGCUCAUGGAUCUGUUCUAUGAAACUGUGCCUAUAGAAUCCAAGCUACGCGUCCACUUCAACUCGUUCAUGCUGAACGUUCACGCUCGCAUCCACGAACUGAAGAUCAAGUCGGGGCGCGGCGCAAGCGCGUUCCGUGACGGCUCACACUUCGACCCAAUCCCGCCGCUUGCGGCUGACAUCACGCAGGAAUCCUGGCUGAUAUGCUUCGACGAGUUCCAGGUUACCGAUAUAGGUGACGCCAUGAUACUGAAGCGUCUCUUCACUCAACUGUUCGACAACGGUUGCGUCGUCGUAGCCACGAGCAACCGUCGCCCCGACGACUUGUACAAAAACGGACUACAACGAAGCAACUUCUUGCCUUUCAUCCCGGUGCUUAAGGCUCACUGCCAAGUUUUACAGCUGGAUUCUGGCAUCGAUUAUAGGCUGAGGGGCUCUGGAUCGAAGUAUAGCAAAUAUUUCUUAAAUAGCGAACUGACCCCUGAUAGUAAUGCAGUAGAUAAUUUAUUCAAAUUCCUGAUCUCGAAAGAAACGGACACGGUGAGGCCUAGAGUGAUCAACAUCAUGGGACGAAACGUGAAGUUCGCCAAGUCAUGUGGUGGCGUGUUGGAUUCUACGUUUGAAGAGCUUUGUGACAGGCCAAUAGGAGCGAGCGACUACCUGGUGAUAUCGAAGACAUUUCACACGGUGUUCGUGCGGCAACUGCCCCAGUUGUCGCUGGCGCGGCAUCGCUCGCAGCUGCGACGGUUCAUCACGCUCAUCGACACGCUUUAUGACAACAGAGUGAGGGUGGUAAUCGCGGCUGACGUGGAACCAGCGGAGCUGAUCGCGCGCGAAGUGGCAUCGGCGGAGGAACUGGGCGACGCUGACCGAGCGCUCAUGGACGAUUUGAAGAUCUCCAAGGACUCGGAGGACGCAAAAGCGGCCAUCUUCACUGGCGAGGAGGAACUAUUCGCCGUCGACCGCUGUCUCUCGCGCCUCAUGGAGAUGCAGACCGACGAGUACUGGGACAAGUGGGGCUCUCACCUCGGCUAGUGGAUCUCCCAUCGCGGCUAGUGGGUCUGGCGGAGGAAGGCUGUUCCCACAUGGUCUUUCACUAGUUAUUAGUUAUUUCUAUCCAACAUUUUGAAAACGGGUCUCAUUUUAUGAACAUGCAGACCGACGUAUACUGGAACAAGUGGGGCUCCCAUCUUGGCUGGCGGAGGAAGGUUGUUCCUACAUGAUGUGGUUUCACUAAUUAGUUUUUUUUGUAAAGCGGGUGCUAAUAGUAAAUAACUUACUAUAACUCACGAGAGUGCUAAUUAAAACACCAAGUGCUUACAUUAUUUAUAUUUGUAUACAAAUCUAGAACCUGCGGGACCAUUAUUGGCGGGUUUUUAAUUGAAAAGUGUGGACUCUGAUUGUAGCUCUUAAUAAUCGUACCUAUUGGGUAUGUUAUACUAACCCAAUAUCAAAGAUUUUACACACACUUUCAACAACGAUAGUUCUUGGGCCAAAUACAUUUUAGUAAUGUUUUGUGUAUAGUAUGAUAAUUGAAAUGUGUAUGGCCUUUAUAACAUAUAAUGCCAUUCUUCUUUUACCUAUUCAUGUUUGUGUUGUGUCAUAUUUGGAAAUUCAGUAUUAGAUGACAUUCAGUGGGAUACAUUCGUUUUAGUACGACAAGUGUACUUAUUUAGAAAUAAUGUAUAAUAGAAAAUAAUUUAUUUUUGUUAUUUUUUAUUUAUUUUUGUGUCAUAAAAGAGUUACUUAAAUGUCGACUUUCAUUUUGCAUGUCAUAGCAGUGAACCUUUAUCAUAAGAUAUGUAAUAGGUACUCCAAAGUAGCUACAAACGACCGCACGUAUUUAUUUACAUGUUUACGUAAGUGAGAGUGAGAAAAAAUAACUCUUUCUCGUUCCCUCUUACAGGAUUAGUAUGUGGACAAUGUGUAUAGCCUUGGUGCGGGCGUCUGUUAGCAGUCUAAAAGUCACCUUCAUCAGAGUCUUAAAGCCAGUCCAGACGUCGACCGAAUUGAUAAGGAGAAAAUUGGCAUCAAUCUCAUUUACCGUGCAUA